Cuscuta campestris is the source of this 1512-nucleotide messenger RNA. Lineage: Eukaryota; Viridiplantae; Streptophyta; Magnoliopsida; Solanales; Convolvulaceae. The record is from the annotation of a GenBank genome assembly.
CCUAACACCUCCCCCCGACUGGUCGUCCACUACGACUCGGUGAGGAUGGGAUGCCGCUUCCCUCUCCAUCCCCUCUUGGUCGAACUUUGCAACCGCUACGCCAUACCUCCCGGUCAGAUUUCCUCGAACUCCCACGAGAGUCUUUUUGGCUUCUUGGCGCGGUGUCACAAGAGAGGCAUCCAACCCACUCUGAAGCUCUUCCUCUCUUUCUUCCGUCCCCACAAGUAUGAUGGCGAGUUGGGCCGGGGGUUCGUGAGCUUCACGGCCCGGACCGAUAUGCAAUUUUUGGAUAGCCCGGUCGACAAACUUGACGAUUGGUUCCGCCGCUUCUUCGUGGUGGUAGUUCCCGAAGAUCUUCCCUUCCCCAACGUGUGGCGGAAGAAGGAAGAUAAGUUCCCUUCUCACCUUUUUCCCCCUCGCGACUCGGAGCUCGAGGGGGUCUUCCGUCUUCUUCGCAAGAACGGCCAUCCGGUCCCCCGCGCGCUCCUCCUCAAGGACUCGUAUUUUCGGGGUCUCGGAUUCUGGGUGUCUCCCGAUAUUCCUCCUCAAGAGCCGUCGGGAGACACAACUUCCUCUUGGGUUCCUCCUUUCAGGAGCACUCGACUCCGUCGGCGAUCUUCUCGAAGGGAUCCUUCUCCGGAGGAGGACACCGAGGCCGAAGAAGUAGGGUCCGCGACGGGGGCCCUAUCUCUGGCGCUUGCCGACCAACCUCCCCUUUCGGAAGAGGUGGUGGUUGAGGACGUCUCCGAAGAUGAUGGCCUCUACGACUUUCCUCCGGGGACCCUGAGGGUGUCCGGCCUUAUCCCCGGCGUUCCUCACACUCCUCUCUUUGGCAGGGGAACUUCUUCUUCGGCUCAGCCCAUGGGCCCACUAGGUUUCCACCCCCAAACCAGUGGGCCCCUUCCGACAGGGCGCGCCACUGGUUCGCAAGGGUCCCUUGAGCCGCCUCACGUUCAGGUGGCCGGGAUUGGGAUUCCGUGUAGCACGGAAUCUCCUUGGGAAUAUUCCCCCUCCUCUGGCUGUGGGGGGGACGAAGCAAUUUCCCAGCCCCAAACGUCCAAUAUCCUUUAUUUUGCAAAUUCUGCGGCGGAGAAUAUUUUUGGGACUCCCUUUGGUCAUGGUGACGUUCCUCUCCCCGGAACAAAUAUCCAUCAGUCUUUUCUGGAGACGGAGGAGUUAAUUCGGUCCUCCAGUUUUGGGAAGGCCACUGUCCCAUCCUCCAUCCGUCCCACUGCCAUCCCCGGUCCCUCAAUUCAGGAGACCGGGUCUUCCUCUUCUUCUCAGGAGGCUCAUCCAAGUUGUACCUGGACCGGAUAUCUCAAGGACAGGGACCGCCUCUUCCCAAACAGGACAGAUCCUUUCGUGCUGCCUUACCAUACCCUCCAUGUGGACGGGAAUGGUCCUGCAUAAUUUGGCAAACAUAUCCGCCUCUUCAUUCUCCUCUCUUGGAACAUAUAUGAGUUCAUAGGACUCAAAUUGUCCAAGUAGAGUCCUGGCGCAGUCCCUGUAUCU